Fusarium redolens is the source of this 1288-nucleotide messenger RNA. RefSeq lists its product as uncharacterized. Gene Ontology annotation, molecular function: transcription cis-regulatory region binding; DNA-binding transcription factor activity. The coding region runs from base 201 to 1256 and encodes 351 amino acids. NCBI's taxonomy places the organism in Eukaryota, Fungi, Ascomycota, Sordariomycetes, Hypocreales, Nectriaceae. The transcript has a single exon. Gene Ontology annotation, cellular component: nucleus. The record is from RefSeq and is a predicted model, not a curated record. Gene Ontology annotation, biological process: positive regulation of transcription by RNA polymerase II.
CCGGCCUAUCACCUAGCGCAUCAGUCACACCCGAAGCAGACUCAUCAUCACCACCAACAUCAUCCCUCAACCUGUCCAGCGUAACAGUCAAUGUACCCAACGAUAGAUUAAUAUGCUAUCUUCAGAACUGGGUUACAGAAUGUGCGCCGUACUUGGACAAGUUUGAUGAGGAUAAGCAUUUCCAGAUUCAUGUUCCACUUAUGGCGCAGAAGAGCCCGGCACUGUUAUAUGCUAUGCUUGCGUUUUCAUCACGGCAGAUGGAACGGAGAGGAUUGACGCAGGAGGGGGGAUGCGAUAGUCUUGAGUUGUAUCAGGAGAGUAUUAGGUUGUUGAGUCCUGGAUUGCAAGCUAAAGAUCCCAACAUGCUUGUGACAGCUUGUAUUCUUGCUGUUUUUGAACUCAUGUCUGGUGGCUCCAAGAACUGGAAGCGUCAUGUCGAGGGAUGCGCUUCGCUUUUUGAGUUCUUUGGAGUUGAUGGUUUCUCUGGUGGUCUGCCCCAGGCUGUGUUCUGGUGCUAUGCCAGGAUGGAGUUGUGCGGAGCGAUUAUAUCAGAUGGGACAGAAACUGCUGUUCUUCCACUCUCAAAAUGGGCACCAGCUGCACCUGAGUCGCUGAUAUCCUCUGGACAAGUCGAGCGAUAUGUGCGAGACAUGUUUCAUCAAAGGAGUCGGGAUUGUCCUGACAUGCAAGCCAACUGGGCCAUUUACCUCUGCACGAAAGUCUGCGAUCUAAGAUUUCGGAGGACGCAAAGCCUAGAACUAGGACGAGCAGACGUUCAAGAUGACAGACCCUUUCAAGAACAAUGGCAACAACUCUGGAACGAGCUCCAAUACUGGCUUGACGAGCGUCCAUCAACAAUGAAGCCAAUUAGCAUGGUUGAAGCAGGUGAUAAGCAGAUUUUCCCAGCCAUGCUUUUCCCCCACUGGGCUGCUAUAUCAAGCAACCAGAUCUAUCACACAGCAUGUAUUCUCAUGCUAGAAAUGCGUCAUGAUUUAGAUUCACAGUGUUUAGCGCUGUGGCAUGCACGACAAGUCUGUGGAAUAUCCUGCGCAAAUCUUCAUCCAGGAAGUCUUGUGAACUCUAUACAGCCGCUUUAUAUAGCUGGGAAGUUAUUCUCACAUGUUAAUGAGAGGAAGCAGAUUGCAAGGUUGUUGAAGAGUAUUGAUAGGACGACGGGAUGGGGAGCUUUGUGGAGGUUGACGGAUCUUGAGGCUGAAUGGGGCUAUGAUGUUGGCGCGCUGCUGAAGACGCUGUAAGGACUUACGACAGGGAUUUUAGCGAGUAAGGC